CUCACCAGCAGCAGCAGCAGAUGUGUUGAGCAACUCAGGUACCCUUCCACAGUGACCCCGGCCCGAUGUUGAGAGCCCCACAUUCUGGAGAAAGCAACAGGAAGCAGAUCCCUGAGGGAUUGAACACAUGCACACUUAUGCACAUGCACACAUUUAGAAUACCACAUUCAACUGUGGAUCUCACACUGAAUGAUCUUGUCUGACUGACUGACUCCGGUAGCAUGGAAGAAGAGGAGGAGCUGACAGAGUCUCAUUGAAUUUAGAAGGGUGCAGAGCCGACUGUCCGCCUGCCGCUGUCCCAUGAUGCAUCUACACAUCUAAGCGCAGGAUCAGCCACACAGAGGACUGUUUCUAUGGAUACCCCUGCCCUGGGUAGUAUUAAUAAGACUCACUGAUAGCCUGACUAUCUGCGUGUGAAAAAAUACAGUGAAAGAUAGGAAGUUCAUCCCUGCAGCAGACUACAGUGUCAAAUAACAUCUUUGGAGCGGAGAAAGACAUCGUAGUCACGUGUCAAGAGGAAAAUCUUGAAGGAAAAAUGUGUUAAUUUUAAAGAUGUACUGUAGAUGCUCUACACUCUUUGUCUUAAACACAUCAGAGGUGGUUUUAAACGUGAUACCUAGUAGAUUGUCAGCUGGUUCAGUGAAAAGGUGAUUUAACAAGAAUCUGCCCACACAGGACCAGAAGAAAGGGUGAAGAAUGCACAAAUACACUUUUUCGGCCUGAAGGAAAUAUCUUCUUCUCAAACUUUGCAAUAGCCUGCUGAGUACAGCUCAAAAUUCUGGAUAAAAUAUUCCUAGAACUAGAACUUUUGUGGGCCCCUGAAACUUCCAACUCACCAAACUAGUUGUGGCACUGCAUUUGGGUCUUGUCUACAGUCCCCAGCAAGAUGUAACAUCAUGUGCAUAAGACAACAACAAAGCACUUUAAUAGAUAUUGUGGGGUCCAUCAAGCUUGAGGUACCUGGAAUCACCUGUCCCCAACACUUCCAGACGGAGCUAUUAUGGCUAGACAGGACACCCGCCUCUUCCUCCACGGUUUUGAACUAAGUGGUCACUAUGUUGACCUUCGACCUCUGGGCACAGGUGUUACAGGUCUGGUCCUCUCAGCUGUGGACGAGCGAAGCAGACAGCGUGUGGCUAUCAAAAAGCUGGUGAUGCGGGAUGCCUUGGCAAUGAAGCACGCUUUGCGGGAGGUCAGAAUCACCCGGCGGCUGCACCAUGAAAAUGUGGUGAGAGUGAAGGAGGUUUUGGCACCAUAUGGACUGCCGCUGCCCAGAGAUCCGACCCAACUGAGCGCGCUGUACAUCGUCCAGGAGUGCAUGGAGACGGAUCUUGCUCGGCUGCUGGAACAAGGACCCCUUCCCACAGGUCACGCUACUCUGCUGUUCUACCAGCUCCUGAGGGGACUGAAGUUCAUCCACUCAGCUAACGUCUUGCACAGAGAUCUGAAGCCUGCCAACAUAUUCAUCAACACGGACCAACUGCUGCUCAAGAUUGGAGACUUUGGGCUUGCCAGGAUAGUUGACCCUCAUUAUUCUCAUAAGGGCUAUCUGUCCAAGGCUCUGGUAACUAAGUGGUAUUGUUCCCCACGUCUGCUCCUGUCCCCCAACAACUAUACCAAGGCCAUCGACAUGUGGGCCGCUGGCUGCAUACUGGCUGAGAUGCUUACUGGACGCAUGCUGUUUGCAGGAGCUCAUGAGCUGGAGCAGAUGCAGCUGAUUCUCAACACAGUGCCGGUGCUGAGAGAGGAGGACAGGCAGGACUUGCUUCAGGUGAUGCCUUCAUAUGUCAGUCAUGAAUGGAGAGUCAAGAAACCCUUUUCUGGAUUGCUGCCUGAAGUGGAUGCUCAGGCUGUUGACCUCCUUGAGCGUAUUUUGACCUUUAACCCCAUGGAUCGGCUGACAGCUGAAGCAGCGCUGUCCCAUCCCUUCUUCCAGCAGUACUCCUGUCCAGAGGAUGAGCCCACCUCAUCACACCCCUUCCGCAUCGAGGACGAACUGGAGGACAGCCUCGUCACCGAGCAGAGCCUUAGCAACAGCGACAGCAACAGUCAGGCCUGCAGCAUCCACUGGGAGAGGUACGAGAACAGUUUAUCAACAGAUGUGUCCUGGCAGCAGUCAGACACAAGGUGUCACUGCAUGCCCCCUGGCCACAUCACCUCCUACCUGGAAGACACUGCAGAGGAGGAGGAGGUGCAGCGAGACCCCCGGGCCAGUUCCACACUGUUAGAGGAGGCACAGGUCGACCCACGCAAAUAUUCCCACAGCAGCUCAGCCGAACGCUUCCUGGAAAACUCUCACUCCUCUCUGGAUCGGGCCUGUGGUUUGGGGUAUGGGGAACUGGACUGUGGCCGCUCCUGUGACUACAAAGUGGGCUCUCCUUCGUAUUUAGAUAAAAUAGCCUGGAGGGAGGGCAAGCCUCAACACUACUCAGAGCCUAAGCUGAUCCUGGAUCUUUCUCACUGGAAGCGUAACACUAAUAGCCUCCCUGUGCCGGCUGAGCCUAUUGGUGACAGCGUGGAGGACCUUGGAGAGAUGAAAGAGGAGGCAGCAAAAGAAGAGGAAGAGGUGGAAACGGGGGAUUUAUUCCAGGAGAUCUCUCGCUGGGUGGAGAGUACCCAGUCUCGCCUGCUCUCGCCCAGUCCAAGUUCCUCUUUGGAGCCACUUUCACCCUCCUGCUACACAUCCUCUCCCCCUCUCCCUCUCUCCCCGACUGACCUUCCAGCUCCAGUCUUCCACUACACCGAAGUUGUGCAGCAAACAUCAGCUGAAUAUGAUGAAGACAGACUGAGCCCACUUCAGCCUGUCACGUCUUCCUUUAACUCCCUUCCCUCACUUCUUCCCUCAUCUCCCUCCUCUCCAUUUCCCCCUCAGUCAUCUCAAACAGUGUCUCCCACCACCUCGCCACUUUUUCCUUCCCCGGAAUCUAAACCCCUUUCCUCUACUUCCUCAAUUUAUCAGCCAGUAAAUGAUGACUCCUUGGAGUCACUUCCUGUCAAGCAGAAAGAGCGGCUGUUCGACCUGGACGUGUUCAUAUCCCGAGCACUGAAACUGUGCAGGCAGAAUAAGGAGAAAGCAGACGGAAAGAAAGGGAAAGAAGGAGGGUGGAGGGAAGAAAGCAAACAGCCAAACAUUAAUCUAAAGGUUCCCAGGCUUCCAGAGCACAGGCCUCCACCCCGGCAGACUCCAAACUCUUGAUGUGGAAUUUCACAGCGUCAUAUGGGUAGCACUUCCAAAUUGUCAAAGUGCUUUACGUAGUGAGGGGUGUCUAUGGUUGAAUAUGCUGCUAAAACAUUAGUGUUAGCAGUCUUUUUGUUACUAUUGCUAUGACACACUACACGCUGUGACUAAAACCUUCACUUUAACAAGCAAUCCUGCUUCUUUGUCAAGAGGUGCUCUCAGGCAAUAAGAGGUCAAAAAGCAUUUGGGUUCAAAAUGAAUAGCUAAGCAUUGCAAAUAUCAAGGGGUUUUCCUGGGAAUAUUUAGAAAUAAUCAGCUUACUAAUGAUUGUGGUAUUUGUGGUUUGCUGUCAGUUGUCAUCUUAAAGAUGACUCCAAGAAGAGUUACCCAGGCUAUUGUGUUCUGGAUGACAGUAACCCAGCGGACAGGGAACACUUGUUUUAAGUUUGCUUUAAAUUUGUGUUUCUAUACAAGAUCCCUUUCUCUGUGUCAGUCAGUCAUUAAUGUUUUCAAAAUGUCAGACAGUCUUCCAAUGGUGAUGUUCACUGAAUAAUGAUAAUCACUUUUUCCAAGCUGAAUGUAUUACCUGAAAAAUAAUCAGUCAAAUUAGACUACGUGGUGAACCGUGCGUAUAGUUGUUUGUUGCUAUUUUAACACUCACAGUGACCUAAUGAGCUAUGUCACUGCUACAUGCCUCGUAAACUUGUAUAAAACUGUCAUAUUUAGUUCUAUAAUAUAUUUCUAAAGACUGUUGUUAAUAUUCUUUCGUCCAAAGUAUUUUUGCUGAAUGCUAGGGCACACUUUUUUGUUUGAAGUGAGUUGUAUUUUGAUUAAAUGUGGAAUGCUCUGUCGUAAUAAUUUAUGCUCUAGUUUAACGGUAAACAGUUUCAAGUUAUGUCUGUCUGAUGCACCAGACAAGGUCAUCAUCUGCUGUACACUUACUGAAAUAUCUAUGUAUGUACCAGACAGCCAGCUAUCUGUUAUUCAUUUUGCUCACUUACUAGCCACAGAAAGCUAAAAUGCAAACAACAGCAGCCUAUAUUUUGGAGAAUGUAUCCUUUACAAGCUUUAUAGGAAAUUCUUUGUACUCAAAACUACUCAGUGCUGCCCAGUCACCACAUUAAUAUUGUAUAUGAAACGGAAAAUAGCAACAACAUAUAUUUUUUAAUACUUUUCUAACCAACAAGGAAGACAGUAGACCCUCAGAAUGUUAUGUAUUCUGCCAUUUGAUGUCUCCCCUCCAAGGUAACAAAAUCAGGUAAAAGAGACAGUCAGAUGUAUGCUAAUCUAAACAGAUGAAGGCUGUUGGCGUGUGCCUCGUACUUUCUCAAUCGAUAACAUCUGACAUUAGCUUCACUCGUCAAACUGAAAAGCUGAUACUGAGCAUAUAUGGAAAUGGUAUUUAAACUAUUCUGCUAAAUUCAUGUUAUUCUGUAACCUAGAAAAAAUAUGUGUCCAUCAUCCCUGGUUUCACUGAUUGACAUGUAAUGCUCUGCUGCGGGUGUACCACAUGUAAACAGUGUGUGGGCUGGUCCGACUAUUAAGAAUGCCAGAGGACUAAUACUGAGAUGCGUAAAACACACUGCCAGCACAGCAACAACAUCACAGAAUAAGACAUGAUUUAUCUGUUCAAUGAUAUUUAGUCAAACAUCUGAUACACAUUCUGAUUAAAGUAACCUCCGAUCAGUUA
Messenger RNA from Etheostoma cragini (Arkansas darter), 4868 nucleotides. It is a transcript of the gene mapk4, whose product is annotated as mitogen-activated protein kinase 4. The coding region runs from base 1001 to 3196 and encodes 731 amino acids. Gene Ontology annotation, biological process: protein phosphorylation; cell surface receptor signaling pathway; intracellular signal transduction. The record is from RefSeq and is a predicted model, not a curated record. The transcript is spliced from 8 exons. Gene Ontology annotation, molecular function: ATP binding; MAP kinase activity. Gene Ontology annotation, cellular component: nucleus; cytoplasm. NCBI's taxonomy places the organism in Eukaryota, Metazoa, Chordata, Actinopteri, Perciformes, Percidae.